Messenger RNA from Sceloporus undulatus (fence lizard), 3794 nucleotides. It is a transcript of the gene PAQR5, whose product is annotated as progestin and adipoQ receptor family member 5. NCBI's taxonomy places the organism in Eukaryota, Metazoa, Chordata, Lepidosauria, Squamata, Phrynosomatidae. The transcript is spliced from 8 exons. Gene Ontology annotation, cellular component: membrane. The record is from RefSeq and is a predicted model, not a curated record. The coding region runs from base 1793 to 2794 and encodes 333 amino acids. Gene Ontology annotation, molecular function: signaling receptor activity.
UGUAGAUGCACCCUCAUCAGCCUCUGCCACUGAUCUUUAUCCACUCCGGGAACAAAACCAAAAAUGUCUCGUUCUCUUCGGAUGACAAUAUUGAUUUUCUUUACUGGGCAAUUUGUUAAGGAGAGGUCCAUGCGGAAAAGGGGAAAAGGGGAUUUAAAUAUGUUGUCUUGGUGAUGAAUCUGACUGUUUGCUGCUCCUUUUGUGGCGGAAGGAGAUGCGUUUGCCAUCUGCUGGGAAUGAUUGAUCGCUUUGCCUGAAUAAUAAUAAGAGCUCGGGGGGGGGGGGGGGGCUGCAUAUUAAAGAGCUGCUAAUUUAUUGCGGCUCCAACCAAAGAAAGAGAAGCAGCAGCACCUUCAACUGAGAACGAUGCCUUGGGCUCUCCAGGUUUUGGACAAGACCGGCUUCGGGCACAAUGAGAAGCCUGUGCAAAUGUGACAAUUGUCAGGGGUUAAAAACAAGGGUCCUGAUCCUAAAAUCCUAGGAUGGGAUUAAGGUUGGAGUUCGAUGCAAAGAGAGUAAUAUGGUGUUAAGAGGCAAAAAGUGGUUUUAUUCUAAGUAACAGGACAGCACAUCCAUGUCCAUCCAUCCGUUCAUUUAAGGGAUUUAUACCCUACCUUUCUCCCAAAAUGGGAUUUUGCACCUGGAAAUGGACAUGGAGGGUGGAAAACCAAACAAUUGUUAAUACGUUAAUUGUUUUAAGCAAUCCGUUAACUACAUCAGGAACAGGCAUCUGCCUUGGCCAGGUUUCUUGGUCGUUGUGGGCCUUUGUUUCUGGCUGAUGGCGACCCAAAGGCAAACCUGUCAUGGGGUUUUCUUGGCAAGGUUUGUCCAUCUUGGCCCCCUCCCCAAAUUAUUCCCUGGGCUUUAUCUCAGUCCCUUUUGGAGGGAAAUCGAAGGAAACGCCAGCAACCAGCUCUUGAGAAAUUAUUUAUAGAGGCGCCUGGGUUUGCUCAGCUGGCAUUUUUGGAUGAACGUCCAAAGCCACAGAGGUCAAUGGGGUCUCUUUCUCACACAACAGUCAUGCACGGAUUAUCUAUGGAUCCUGUCCAUUGCAAGAUUCUCAAACUCAAGUGAGGCAGAAGUGCUAAAGGCUUCAGCUGAGCCGGAGGUAAAAGUAAAGGUUCAGCAUCUGAUGGAAGCAGUUGUAUGGAAGAUAACCAAGGUCCGGCAUAAAAACUCAGCAGCUGAAAUGAAAACCUGUGGGUUAAAGCUUGGCUGAAGAAGCUGGAGAUGUCUCUGGGCAGCUCCCUGGCCAGACUGGGGAGGUCAGCCGGCCAACUUGGCCCCCAGAUUGACCAUUGGCCCAUGUGUCCCCAAUAAGGCCACAAGGGCUGCUUCUGUGCAUGUAGAUCUACCACCCAGGAAUGGCCAGAGGGGGAUGGAGGGAUGAACGGACGGAUGGAUGGAUGGAGAGCUAUUUAUGGGCUGUGCUUGGCCAGUGUGCCUUCUUUGGGAAGCUGAAUGGAAGUGCUGACAGGGCAGGAGCAAAGCCACUCUGGCCUCCAUGCGCGGCCGGACAGGCAGCAAAAGCGCACACUAGUUGAGAGAGGAGAGGCAGAUGACCACUAACCACCCUUUUCUCCUCCCAGGACACAGCCGGACAUCUGCUUCGAAGGCCAGAGGAAACCCAGAGGAGGAAAGAUCUGAAGGAAGUUGCUUCAAGCAAUAAGAAGGAACAAGUCUACAGUGAGUCACUGAUGGAAACCUAGCCAAGGCUGGUCUCCAAAAGCGGCCAAGUCCUUUGCAAGGAGAACUCACUCUGCAUCCCAUUCACCUUCCAUCCGUUUGCACCAUGCUGAGUUUGAAGCUGCCACGUCUUCUCAAUAUUAACCAAGUCCCCAAAGUUUUCCGAGAGCAGGGCAUCCUUUUCGGGUACCGACACCCAAAGAGCUCCGCCACAGAUUGCCUCAUCAGCGUCUUCCAAAUGACCAAUGAAACCAUGAACAUCUGGACUCAUUUCUUGCCCUCCUGGUACUUCCUAUGGAAGCUGUUGACCUUCCUCUAUGGCUGGGAUGCCUGGAGUGACCGCUACACCUGGCCCUUCGUGGCCUACCUGGCCACCUGCUGCGUCUACCCACUGGCGUCCAGCUUCGCCCACACCUUCAGCACCAUGUCCAGCCGCGCCAGGCACAUCUGCUAUUUCUUCGAUUACGGCGCCCUUGCCGCCUACAGCCUCGGCUCUGCCGUGGCUUACUCUGCCUACGUUUUCCCAAACGAAUGGGUUGGCAGCACGUUCCACCGCUACUACCUCUCCGUCGCUGUCCUGAACACAAUUUUUAGCACAAGCCUCUCCUGCUAUUCCAGGUUUGUUGAAAUGGAGCACCUGAAGCUCAGCAAAGCGAUGCGCACAUUAGCCUUUGCGUAUCCCUACAUGUUCGACAGCAUACCUCUCUUCUACAGGUUGCACUUGUGCGAGGCGAGCGGCUGCCAUGAAAGCGUGGUCCCUGUCCACUACAAGCACACUGCCCUGGCCUUGCUCACCUGCUUCCUUUUCGCGACACACUUGCCGGAGCGUCUUGCACCCGGGCUCUUCGACUACAUAGGGCACAGCCACCAGCUCUUCCACAUUUGUGGGAUCAUUGGCACCCACUUCCAAAUGGAGGCCCUUCUGACAGACAUGUCCCAGCGGCGCGAGUGGCUCCUGGCUGCCUUACCGGCCCCUUCCUUCUCUCAGACCAUUGGGCCGGUUGUGGCGUCCACUGUGGUCAACCUCCUCAUCAUCGCCGCUUUCACCACGACGCUUUAUUCCAUGCCAAAGUUCUCCAGGAGGAAAAGCAAACGCCGGAGCGACUGACGCUUGCUUUGGACAUUAUUUUUGCAAGCCGAACUAUAUAUGGACAUUAACAGAAUGGAGCUGCUGUAUUCCCUGCUUGGAAGGAUUUGGGGCCAUAGCUGAGAAAUGACUUAAAGGGACCUUUUAAAAAUUAAUUAAUUCCACUUUUGUCUCGCACUUUUUAAAAAGUUGGAAGUUGCACUUGAUUGUGGAGUGGCUCUGAAGUGACAAGCUGACCGUUCGAAUGCCUUCUCCUAAAGCCGGAGGACUCUGUGAGGACUCUGAGUAACUCCAAGCACUGAAUUUUGCAACUGUAGUAGUCAAGUUGCACAAGGUUAUGAUAAGGGUGACUAUUUAUCUAGAUAUCCUGGUUUGCACUGUGGAAACAUUAAUCCCUUUCCAUGUCAAAGAGGCCUUAAAGUAAUUUUAUGCAACUUAUAUAUACUUUGAACUAGAAACAGGAUUGUGAAGUAUAACUAGCUAUAAGCGUAUAUGCACCAAUAUUUCACAGAAUAAAACUGAGAUAUGCAUGUAGAAGACACAUCGGAGUCUGGUCAAGAUGGCAACGGUUAUUAAUGAGCUUGCAGCACUUUGCUUUUGCCUGAUUCUGUUGGAAAGAGCGAGAUCCUUCUCCUUCCUCUCUUCUCCUCUGAGUUUUCUGAAUGCAAACUGUUUUUACACUUUGAAUUUGGUUUGCAGCAACUGAAAUAGGAUGAGGACAAAGGGGUCAGAGAGGAGAGAGAAAGGGGGCCAUUUUAAAAGCAGCUGGAAAAGUGGGAUGGCAGAGGGCAGAAUUGGAAUUGGUGCUGCCAAACCAAAGCACUUAUAGAGCGUAUGGUGGAAGCUGUCUAUCGCACAGUGAUGAUGAUGAUAAUGAUGAUGAUGCACAGACUUUUGCAAUUCAAACAUUUGCAAACCAUUGUCAAGGUUUCUUCCAAAUCGUUUCUCUACAUUUAUAUUUUUAUAAACAGCCUCUGCCGAGGUUUAUUGCAUUACAGGCACUUUGGGGGUUCAAUAAAUG